This is a messenger RNA of Chironomus riparius, 2301 nucleotides long. Lineage: Eukaryota; Metazoa; Arthropoda; Insecta; Diptera; Chironomidae. The record is from the annotation of a GenBank genome assembly.
CGACAACAGAUAAAGUCAAUCCAUCCCGAAAGUUCCACCGUGAAAGUUGGAAUGAAAAGUUCUUUUAUACUUAAUAUAAUUCAUGUGCUUGGAAAGUGUCAAAAAAUAAAUAUUAAUUAUAGUCAUUUAAUGACAAAAUAAGAUCAUUAAUUUGUGUAUCGAAACAACAAAAAAUGUGUAACUGAUGUCGAGCAUAAAUGAUUUAAUAUUGAUCCAUUAAAUACCAUAUUUAUUUAAAAAGGAAUCAUUUAAAUUCUUAAAAGUGCCCUGAAAACUCGCCAAAAAGGUUUCACGAUUUCAUGCUUCAAAAUGAUUAAUUAAUUACGGCUGAGGAAAAAAGUAUCAAAGCUUUCGCAACAUAAAAUAACAAAAGCGAGUCUUCCAAAAAUUAUAAAUUGGAUUUCCUUGCUGUCUAUGUGAAUAGAAUUUUUGGAUUAAUACAGAAUCAACAGACAGUGAUGGCUCAAUGCUCAAAAAAUCAAUAUAGAACAAGCCUGCCAGCACCAAUGUUUGAGAAGCAAGACAUAAACAUGAUGUCGAUCCUUAAAGGAUGCAUUGGGAAGGACUUAAGCAAAAUAACAAUGCCUGUUCAUUUCAAUGAACCUCUUAGCUUCCUACAACGAAUGGUUGAGUACAUGGAGUAUUCACAGUUAAUGCGAAUAGCAGCAGAGCAAACAGAUCCGAUAAAUCGCUUGAAAUAUAUUGCUGCGUUUGCUGUAUCAGCUUUAGCAUGCAAUUGGGAUAGAAUGGGAAAGCCAUUUAAUCCAUUAUUGGGUGAAACGUACGAGAUAGAACGUCCUGAGUUCCGUUGCCUGUGUGAACAAGUUAGUCAUCAUCCACCUGUUUCAGCUUUUCAUGCUGAAUCACCAAGCUUUCAAUUUUACGGAUCUAUUUAUCCAAAAAUUAAAUUCUGGGGGAAAUCUAUUGAGAUCCAGCCGAAAGGAACGCUGACAGUAAAAUUACCAAAAUGGGACGAGACUUAUUCAUGGAAUAAUCCAAAUUGUACAAUACAUAAUGUGAUUGUCGGUAAAUUAUGGAUGGAGCAGUACGGAACAAUUGAGAUUGUCAAUCAUCAAAGUGGAUUAAAAGCAAUUUUGCAAUUUAAAGCAACUGGCUCUAUACACAAGGAUUUACAUCGAGUUGAAGGAACAAUAUUAGAUGGAAACAAAAAAAAGCUUUUCCUUUAUGGACGAUGGACGGACGUACUUAAAUGCACAGAUUAUGAUUCAUACGAAGCUUAUUUGAAGGAUAAUCCUAAUAGAUUCAAGCGUUCUGACGGAAGUAAAAGCCCUAAUUCUGAAUCACCAGCUCAUACACCAAGAAAAGUAUUUUCUAAGCUUAAUAGCUUGAAAAUGUCCUCAUUCAGAAGUCUCUCUAUACAAGAUAAUGACGUCCAUGAUCAACCACACGAUAAAUCACCGGAACCAGAAACGGUAGAAAUGAACAUUCCAAAAUCACAAUCUACUUACUCAAUUGAAAUACCAAAUUCUGAAACUUUAUGGACUGUUGAUCCUCGACCGGAAAGUAGUGCAAAUUAUUUCUCAUUCACAAAUUUCGCAAUGUCGCUCAACGAACUUGAAUCACACAUGACAAAUUUACAGUCAACAGACUCUCGACUACGACCUGAUAUUAGAAAGUUGGAGCAUGGGGAUGUUGAAGGAGCAAUCAUUGAAAAGAAUCGUUUGGAAGAGAAACAGCGUGAUACUAAAAAAGCUCGAAAGUCCAAAAAUGGUGGAAACGAUGAUUGGAAACCAAGAUGGUUUAAGAUUCAGCACAAUUCAAUUAUGAAGCAAGACGAUUGGGUUUAUGCUGGUGGCUAUUGGGAAAGUCACUGAAAUACGGACAUUGAUUUGUUUUAAAAGCUUUUUUUUUUUGUUGGACAUUAAUAUUAUCAGCAUAGCACAACUAAAAACGAAAUCAUAUCCAUUAUAUUAUAAUAGAAUUAAAAUACAUAAACACAAAUCAGUAUGAAAGUUGAGAAGUUUUCAAAUAGCAAUAUUGUUAUUCACACAAUUAAGUAGGACGCAAGGGAAUAAUCACCACAUUAAAUCAAGUUAUUAUGGACGUAAAAUUAUUUUUUUGUUAAUUAAGCUGAGUGGAAAAAGUUUAAAAAGUGUUAAAUUAGAGGAUAUAGCGUAUCAUAGCGAAUUAAAGGAGAAUAUGACCAUAGAGGAAUCGAUGUAAUUUUUAAAAAUUUAAAAUUUAAACAGGAUGUUUGAAUGUGUUUAACAAUUUAAAUUUAAAACACUUUUAAUUAUUUUAAAAUUAUUUUGAAGCAUAAAAUUCAAAAUUUAUCUGACA